AUGGCCAGUUCACCGCCUUCGCCCUAUGACGCCACCCAUGCUGAGUCAGCCACUCCAUCCCACACGCUCACUGGCUGUGCCACCAACAGUGGCUCCGGGCCUUACCUAAGGGUGCCUGACCGCCUUUCAAGGUGGACUUUCGGUUCUUUCCCCUCCCUUUCCCCCAACGUCAUAGGUUCCGGAUCAUCAAAACAAGCUACCUGUGAAGUCACCCCGCGAGCUCUCUCUCUCUCUCUGUUUAUCAUGGCAGGCUGGUUUUCUUCGGCGUCGCCGCUCGAUGAGCAGAUCGAGCGGGCGACGUCGUCGUCAUUGGAAGACAUUGCCUUGAAUCUAGAGAUUUCGGAUCUCAUCCGGUCGAAAAGCGUUCAGCCAAAGGAGGCAAUGCGGUCGUUGAAGCGGAGACUGGAGAACCGCAAUCCCAACGUGCAGCUCGCGACGUUGAAGCUUACAGAUACAUGUGUCAAGAACGGUGGCACUCACUUCUUAGCUGAGAUUGCGUCCCGCGAGUUCAUGGAUAACUUGGUGUCUCUCAUGAAGGCCGAAGGCGCUCCGCUCAACGCAGAUGUCAAAGAUAAGAUGCUGGAGCUGAUCCAGGAUUGGGCAAUGGCUGCACAGGGACGUAUGGAUCUGAUGUACCUGGGUGAUACGUAUCGGAGAUUGCAAAGCGAAGGGUUACGGUUCCCCCCCAAGACCCAGAUCAGCGGGAGCAUGCUGGAAAGCAGCGCGCCUCCUGAAUGGAUUGACUCGGACGUGUGUAUGCGCUGUCGGACCGCAUUCAGCUUCAUGAACCGGAAACACCACUGUCGAAACUGCGGCAAUGUGUUCGAUGCUCAGUGCUCGAGCAAGACCAUCCCUCUCCCCCAUCUGGGAAUUCUACAACCAGUCCGUGUCGAUGAUGGAUGCUAUGCAAAGUUGACCUCCAAGUCGUUCGCCCCGGCGGGGCUCUCAGAUAGAUCAGCCUUCAAAAACAACUCCAUCACCAAGUCCAGCGUGAUGGAACCGCGCAGUGGUCGAGCGGAGGGAGGCUUCGACGAAGACUUGCGUCGUGCAUUGCAAAUGAGCUUGGAGGAAGCCCAAGGCAAGGGUUCGUCGGGCUACGUUCCGCACUCAAAGCCCGUGGAAGCAACGACGUCGACAAAAACCACCCAGGUCGUGGAGGAGGAAGAGGAGGACGCAGACCUCAAGGCCGCCAUCGAGGCAUCCUUGCGCGAUAUGGAAGAACACAAACAGAAGUACGCUGCAGAGCUGAAAAAUACCGCGCCGGUCAACCCCUCUGUCGGAGGACGGCCAAGCACGACCAAUAAUAUCCCAUUACCCAAGAACCCUUACGAGCUGAGCGCUGUCGAAAUGGAGAACAUCCACCUUUUCUCAACUCUUGUCGAUCGUUUACAACACCAGCCACCGGGAACCAUUCUGCGAGAGCCUCAAAUACAGGAGCUGUACGAGAGCAUUGGGACUCUCCGGCCUAAGCUAGCGCGAAGUUACGGGGAAACGAUGAGCAAGCACGACACCCUCCUUGACCUGCACUCCAAGCUAUCGACUGUGGUGCGAUAUUAUGACCGGAUGUUGGAGGAUCGUCUCUCGAGUGCAUAUUCACAGCAAUCACUCGGUCUACCUACUUCUUCCCCGUACCCGAACAUUUACCCUACCAUGCCCGGUCAGGCACCACCGGAGGGGCAGCCAGGUGCCGAGAACUUUUAUUAUGGAAACCUGAGCAACCCUCCCGUGGAGCACACCGGCUACGAGAGCAGGGGACCAGCAGCCGGCACCAUCAUGAACCCCAAUAUCUACCCCCAGGCUGAACUCCAGCCCCAGCAUCAAUAUCAACAACCUCCAGUUCAACCCUGGAAUGCUGCCGGUGGGCCGUACCCUCCUGUUUCCUCAUCAUCCUUACAUCACGCCAAUGUCUUGCCCUUUGCGAACAACGCUGCUGCGGCUAGUGCACCGCCCGGUCCGGCUAGUUUUUAUCCUUCCCAGACACCCGGCGAAACGGACGGGUACCACCAAUACCAACCCCCGCCAGGACCCCGCUCAGUCGAGCCCGAGACACCAUAUCAAACAACAUCGUCUCCGGAGCUGCAGCGGAGCUCGCUAUACCAGGCCGGCAGCGAGCCCCCGGCAGCCGCUGCGGAAGCUGUCCAACCCCCGGGGCAGCAUCCCACAGACCCCUAUGCCCUGCCGUCUAGCAUCUCUACCGCCCCACCGACCCAGGAACCACCACCGAUGGGCCAAGCCACGCAGUCCUACUACUACACGCAGCCGGCCACGCAGUAUCCCACCGAGAGUCCGAUGCCAAUGGGCUACGGCGCCCCGGGGCACGGCAUACAUCCUCCUCCUCCACAGUAUCAAGCGCAACCCCCGCCACAGCAGCAACCCCCAGCCGCGCGGCCGGUGGUGGAAGAGAGCCUGAUCGAGUUGUGA
Messenger RNA from Penicilliopsis zonata CBS 506.65, 2421 nucleotides. RefSeq lists its product as hypothetical. Bases 1 to 2421 code for a protein of 806 amino acids. Gene Ontology annotation, molecular function: metal ion binding; ubiquitin binding; phosphatidylinositol-3-phosphate binding. Gene Ontology annotation, biological process: protein transport to vacuole involved in ubiquitin-dependent protein catabolic process via the multivesicular body sorting pathway; protein targeting to vacuole. Gene Ontology annotation, cellular component: ESCRT-0 complex. The record is from RefSeq and is a predicted model, not a curated record. NCBI's taxonomy places the organism in Eukaryota, Fungi, Ascomycota, Eurotiomycetes, Eurotiales, Aspergillaceae. The transcript has 6 exons.